AUGAUGCUCCUCGCUUUCGCAGUGCUGAUUAUGUCUGCAGCGGCAGAUUGGUUCCCACCUCACAGGUUGGCCCCUUCCGAGUCACCAAUGCCGGGCUACGACAUUGUCGAACUCUCCUGGGAAGUGACCCCAACACCCGGCCAACCCGCCAUCAUUCUCAACGGAACCGUCGAACAAGUCCGCUCUCAACUCCUCGCGAUCAAUCCCAGAUAUCAAUUCGGAUUCAUUGCAAAGCGAGGAGAUCUCCUUGCCGCUCCUACAGCUGCUACAGAUCUCACCGAGCCCACUGCCGUCGCUCAUUCUGCACAAAUUUGGAAAAUGACUUGCGGUGGCUACGACUCAGCAGAUACAAGCCAAAUCGAGGAUGGUAUCAAAUAUCUAAAUGGUAUCGCUGGCCAGCCCAAGAAUGGGCCUGGGCCAAAUAAUUGCGGGCGAGUAAGCUGCUCGUACAACUCAUCGAUUUGGUGGUGUAAUGAUAACGCCUCGCCUCAAGCACUUCCGGGAUUCUAUACCAUUGCAACAGGCGCCACGAAGAUUAUCAACGCGUGCCUUGGACAGAAUAAUAGCACUGUUUCUGGUACCGGAGAACACCCGGGUAAUUGGAGAGUUGUUGUCAAGGGGGAUAUAUGCUAG
This is a messenger RNA of Talaromyces amestolkiae, 633 nucleotides long. RefSeq lists its product as uncharacterized. The record is from RefSeq and is a predicted model, not a curated record. Bases 1 to 633 code for a protein of 210 amino acids. The transcript has 3 exons. NCBI's taxonomy places the organism in Eukaryota, Fungi, Ascomycota, Eurotiomycetes, Eurotiales, Trichocomaceae.